Messenger RNA from Mustela lutreola (European mink), 1060 nucleotides. RefSeq names its product lipocalin 15 (gene LCN15). Gene Ontology annotation, molecular function: small molecule binding. The transcript is spliced from 7 exons. The record is from RefSeq and is a predicted model, not a curated record. Lineage: Eukaryota; Metazoa; Chordata; Mammalia; Carnivora; Mustelidae. Bases 474 to 905 code for a protein of 143 amino acids.
GGGAGGGGGUGGGGCAGGCAUAUGUGGCGCAGACGACAUUCCCUGCAAACCGAACAGGAAGCCUACGAGGAAAAACCCCAAGGCUCACACCGCCCGGGCCGCUGGAUCUCGGGGCUCCUGGGCAGGCUGUCACGUGGUUCUCCGACGCGGAGCCCCCCACCCCCUCAAGCGUCACAGACCACAGAGCUCUCCCCACGUUCUGUAAGAACCGCCGUUAGGCGAGGUUAUCCGGGCCCAUCAGGGCCGCGCCGAGCGCACCGGGAACCGCCUGGACGCACUGCACCGUGCAAACGGAGCGCACGGAUUGCUCCCCGCGCUCCGCUCCUCGGGAGGGACCCCGCGGUCCGAGGCGCCCGCCCUCCACCCCUGGGGUCCUCCCGGACCUCGUCUCCGGCCCGGCGUCAACUCCCGACCCCAAGUGAAGGCCCCUAGAGUACCCGCCACAGUUCUCAGGCCUCUGGUACGUGGUCUCCAUGGUCUCCGACUGCAAGGUCUUCCUGGGCAAGAAGGACCACCUGCUGAUGUCCACUAGGACCAUCGAGGCCAUGGCGGGGGGCAACCUCAGUGUCCACAUGCAGUUCCCUCGGGCUGACGGCUGUCACCUGCUGGACGCCGAGUACCUGAGGGUCGGCUCCGAGGGCCACUUCAGAGUCCCAGCCCUGGGCUACCUGGACGUGCGCGUCGCGGACACGGACUACAGCUCGUUUGCCGUGGUCUACAUCUACAAGGAGCUGGAGGGAGCCCUCAGCACCAUGGUGCAGCUCUACAGCCGGACCCAGGAAGCAAGUCCCCAAGCUGUGAAGACCUUCCGGGACUUCUACCCCACGGUGGGGCUCGAGGACGACAUGAUGGUCAUGCUGCCCAAGUCAGAUGCGUGCUCCUCUGGGGACAAGGAAGCUCCCUGACACCUGUGGAGACCCACCUCAGCCCUUCCCAGGGCGAGCUGGAGCAGCAGACCUUGUCGUGCCGAGUUGUCCGGACCCACCGUCCUCCUGGGUCACCCCCUCCUCCCCAACCCUGGGCCUCCCUCUUCCCCUCAAUAAACAUAUUCUGCAGUCCA